Molecule: messenger RNA, 827 nt
Organism: Physeter macrocephalus (sperm whale)
Lineage: Eukaryota; Metazoa; Chordata; Mammalia; Artiodactyla; Physeteridae
Exons: 2
Coding region: 174-827 (217 amino acids)
Source: RefSeq, a predicted model, not a curated record
GGGCGCCGGCACCCCCAGCGCGGGGUCCGGCCGGCAGUGCGCCCCGGGACUGAGCGGCGGCGUUCGAGGCUCCUCCGACCCGCCCGCAGCCCGCGCCCGACUCGGGCGCCCCCUCCGUGCCACUCCGGGAGCGAUGCCCCCCGCCCCCCGCGCCCCCCGGGAGCGACGCGAGCAUGGAGAAGUCGAGUAGCGAGGAUUCUUCGAUCCACCGGAGUCCAUCUUUGGACAGCAAGGACUCGGACUUCGCCAAGCCGUCCACCUCGGGCCGCCCGUUCGGCCGCGGCUUCACGGCCGGCGCCUUCUACGGCACCGCGGGCUCCCGCGGCCAGAGCCGCGCCGAGGCUGGCGUGAAGACCGACAAGUACAAUGCGCCCAAAGGCAGCAAGUACGUGGUGUUUUACCUGGACCUGUCCUUUGUUCUCCUCCUAGAAUUUAAGAAGUGCAACAUGGCCAGAGGCUGCCUCUGCUGCUUGAAGUACACGAUGUUCCUCUUCAAUCUGAUAUUCUGGCUGUGGCUGGAGCCAGCCCCGGCCUCCACCAGAGCCCCGGCCUCCACCAGAGCCCUGGCCUCCUCCACAGCCCCAGCCUCCACCACAGCCCCAGCCUCCACCAGAGCCCCGGCCUCCUCCACAGCCUCGGCCUCCACCAGAGCCCCGGCCUCCACCACAGCCCCAGAGGCCCGGCCUCCAUCACAGCCCUGGCCCCACAGCCCUGGCCUCUACUACAGCGCCGGCCUCCACCACAGCCCUGGCCUUUCCCCUGGCGGGCGGUUGAGGCCCCCCUCCCCAGGCAUGUCUCCUGCCUGCUGCUCUGUCCCAGAGGACUGA